Molecule: messenger RNA, 2240 nt
Organism: Myripristis murdjan (pinecone soldierfish)
Lineage: Eukaryota; Metazoa; Chordata; Actinopteri; Holocentriformes; Holocentridae
Product: eukaryotic peptide chain release factor subunit 1
Exons: 11
Coding region: 220-1551 (443 amino acids)
Biological process (GO): translational termination
Molecular function (GO): translation release factor activity
Source: RefSeq, a predicted model, not a curated record
CGGUUUCCAGGAAGUGAACAUCACAAUCCCAUCCUAACCACCUCCCCAUGUGAGAGCCUCGUCGCACCACGCGUUGCGUGUGAGAAGAGAAACCGGUGUCGAGAAGGCAACGUCAUUCCUCCGACCACCGACUCGGCGAACUCGGCAGACAUAAGCGCAAGAGACAGAGAGCGGAGCGGUGUUGUCCGAGGCAGGUGCUGAAGCGAUUACAGCAGAAAGAUGGCGGACGACCCCAGCGCGGCGGACAGGAACGUGGAGAUAUGGAAAAUCAAAAAGCUGAUCAAAAGUUUGGAAGCUGCUCGUGGUAACGGCACCAGUAUGAUCUCACUGAUCAUCCCUCCCAAGGACCAGAUAUCCAGAGUGGCCAAGAUGUUGGCUGAUGAGUUUGGCACCGCCUCUAACAUUAAGAGUCGAGUCAACAGGCUCUCUGUGCUUGGUGCCAUCACCUCUGUACAGCAAAGACUAAAACUUUACAACAAAGUGCCACCUAAUGGUUUGGUGGUGUACUGUGGCACCAUUGUGACCGAGGAAGGCAAGGAGAAGAAAGUCAACAUCGACUUUGAGCCUUUCAAGCCAAUCAACACCUCCCUGUACCUUUGUGACAACAAGUUCCACACAGAGGCACUGACAGCCCUGCUCUCUGACGACAGCAAGUUUGGCUUUAUCGUGAUCGACGGUAGCGGGGCCCUGUUUGGAACACUGCAGGGCAACACCAGAGAGGUGCUGCACAAAUUCACCGUGGACCUGCCCAAGAAGCACGGCAGAGGAGGACAAUCUGCUCUGCGUUUUGCUCGUCUGAGAAUGGAGAAGAGACACAACUACGUGAGGAAAGUGGCUGAGACGGCCGUCCAGCUUUUUGUGUCCAACGACAAAGUUAACGUGGCAGGAAUGGUCCUGGCUGGCUCUGCCGACUUCAAGACCGAACUCAGCCAAUCUGACAUGUUUGACCCGAGGUUACAGGCCAAGGUGCUGAAGUUGGUGGAUAUCUCCUAUGGAGGAGAGAAUGGUUUCAAUCAGGCUAUCGAGCUCUCGGCAGAGGUCCUAUCCAACGUCAAGUUCAUCCAGGAGAAGAAGCUCAUAGGGCGAUACUUUGAUGAGAUCAGCCAGGACACAGGGAAGUAUUGUUUUGGUGUGGAAGACACACUCAAAGCCCUGGAGAUGGGAGCGGUGGAGAUCCUCAUAGUCUAUGAGAACUUAGACACCAUGCGUUACAUUCUACGCGUGCAUGGGGCAGAGAGCAACGGUGCUGAGAACGAUGAGAAGACCCUGUAUUUAACGCCAGAGCAGGAAAAGGACAAGUCCCACUUCACAGACAAGGAGACGGGGCAGGAACAUGAGUUGAUUGAGAGCAUGCCUCUGCUGGAGUGGUUCGCUAACAACUACAAGAAAUUUGGAGCCACGCUGGAGAUAGUCACAGACAAGAGCCAGGAGGGGUCCCAGUUCGUCAAGGGCUUUGGUGGCAUCGGGGGUAUCUUGCGGUACAGGGUGGAUUUCCAGGGCAUGGAGUACCAAGGAGAGGACGAUGAGUUCUUUGAUUUGGAUGACUACUAGGUAGUCGGGGACUGAUACUGGGAGAAAAAAAGUAAAGCAAAGGAAUGAAUGAAGAAAUAAGGAAAGAAAAAUGCCACCUCUUUUGCAGCAAGUGAGAGGGGCAGCCGCAAUGACCAUAUAUAUAUAUGUAUAAGACAGACACACCUUCCAAUUUACUGGUUGCAUACACAAACAUGCACACACAUUUCAUAUGUACACACAAAAAGUAACCUCUCACAGGCUGAAGAGGAGUGAAAUUUUCUUUCAUCCAGAGAGGGAGAAAGCCCUUCCUGAAUAAAUCCCUGCCUUAGAGUGCUGGUUCCUUCCCCUAGUUGGAUUGGACUCGACUCAUUUUUGUUCUUUUUUUCCCCUCCCCUCCAUUUUGAAUGAACACAACAGCAAGUUCCCAGGGCCCUCGCUGUCCCCACCCCGGACUGAAGAAGAACUUUGGACUCACUCAUCGUAUAUAGAAAAUAUAUUUUCCUUCCCUCAUCCUGUCCUCAUCCUCUCUCCCUCCUCCCUUAUAUGCUUUCUAUUUUUUUCUUUAUUUUUCUUUCUUUUCUUUUUUUGUUUUUGCAUUUCAUUUUUUACUGGUAACUGCUGCUGUUGUAUUUUAUGAGAGUGGGGGAUUUUUUUUACCUGGGUUUCUGUAGAGAAAGGGGGACAAAGUAUUAAAUUUGAACUGCUGAAAACCCAUUGCUACCUCCUCA